Molecule: messenger RNA, 3133 nt
Organism: Neocloeon triangulifer
Lineage: Eukaryota; Metazoa; Arthropoda; Insecta; Ephemeroptera; Baetidae
Product: transcription termination factor 2-like
Exons: 14
Coding region: 192-2939 (915 amino acids)
Molecular function (GO): ATP binding; ATP-dependent chromatin remodeler activity
Source: RefSeq, a predicted model, not a curated record
UUUUAAAUUUAAAAAACAACUGAGAAAUGAACUGACGGUUGCAAAAUCGGCGGGGCGGGCUCGUUGCUUCGAAAUUCUGAAAAUUCGGGCCGAAAACGUUUUGAAACCUUUGUGUUUUCAGUUUGGAAGUUCGACGUAAGAAUAAUUCUUAUGAAUUUUGACCAAAUCUGCCGCUGAGUACAUAAUUCACGAUGAACAUCUUCAACACGAUCAAGCGACGAGUGAGCGAAGUGUGGCGCGAUUCAACCUCCGAAGUAGUUGACCUGACAUCGGACUCGGCCAACAGCAGCGUGGUCUCGGCUUCGGACGAUGAUCGCGUUAGUGCCACCAGCAAAGGCAGACAGUUUGUGCCUGAGACUGAUUCUUGUCCCGAUUCGUCAGUCGGUGACCUUGAUGAUAGCUUCGGCCCUGGGCAGGUGCAAAAGCGUUGGCCUAAUCGAAUCAUUGACUCUGACGAAGAUGACGAUGACAUCGGUCGUCGCUCAACUUCCAAACCUUUGAGUCCUCCUGUGCUACCAAAGAUGAUUAGUCCACCUGUUGUGGCAACUCAUCCUCUUCAGAAGUCGGUUAGUCCGCCGGCUCUCAAGGUUUCAAACAGCAGCAACAUCUACCAGGCCAGUCAGGGAGCUGUAAAGAAGCAGCCACUUGCUGCGGCUGUUCGCACCAGCCCAGAAUACAAAUAUCUCUCUGAGCCUGUCAAGCCCCAGAAGAGCCUUUCUCCUCCUGCUCAGUUAAACACAAACACCUACAGUAAAAGAGAGGAGGACAAAGCUGCCAAAAGAGCUGACCUGAUCCAGAAAAUCUUGGCUAAGAAGGAAAUUCUAAAGAAGCUUGAGAAAUUCAGUACAAAUGAAGAGCUGUUGAGCAAAUUGCCAGAUAAAGGCGUGAAAAUUGGCCAUCAAAUAAACAUGGCACGACUCGAGCUGAGAGGUUUUUACAAGACAUUGAAGGAAAUGGGUGAAAUCCCGAAACUACCAGAGCAAGCUGUGAAGGUGGAGCCUAAAACUGAGAGACAGGCUUCCUUCUCCAACAUGACCCCCUAUGAAAACCUGCCAGUCAAGAAUCAGUACCAACGUCCUGGUGAUUACGCUGUUGCCGAGGCUCUAACUGGUGACGCCCUUAUCCAGCUGCACUCGACCUUGAGGGACUUGCCAGAGAAUGCCUCUGACGAUGGCCCUCGAGGCUUGGAGGUAGAGUUACUGCCUCAUCAGAAGAAGGGCCUGGCAUGGUGUUUGUGGAGAGAAGAAAAACAUCCUCGAGGAGGCAUUUUGGCUGAUGAUAUGGGUCUGGGCAAAACUCUGAGCAUGAUUGCUCUCAUUCUGCGCAGCAAAGAGCUCCGAAGGGACAAUGAGGAGAACAUUGUUGCCAGUCCUGGAGGUUUGAAAAAGGGCAAGACUUUGGUGGUUUGUCCAGCCAGUGUUUUGAAGCAAUGGGAGUCUGAGAUUGUCAAAAGGUGCGAGCCAAGGGCUCUGGUGCCUUUCGUCUACCAUGGUACCUCUCGAGGAAUUUCUUUGAACCGGCUGUGCCGCGCUGACGUUGUCAUCACAUCUUACGCUAUAGUUGGCCGUGAAGGCAAAGUUACCAUGGACUACCUCCCAGGCCAAGAACCAAGACCUUCAGGAACCUUAUUCCAAGUUAAGUGGGAGCGAGUUAUUCUAGACGAAGCCCACACUAUUCGCAACCCCAAGACACAACUUGCCCAAGGCGCUUACCAGCUUCAGUCCAAGUACCGCUGGUGCCUGACUGGCACCCCCCUGCACAACAAACUUAAGGAUAUUUACAGCCUCUUCAACUUCCUCAAGUUCACCCCUUUCACAAAUGAGAUGGUUUGGCGCCGAGUGGCCGAAAACAAGACCUCUGCCGGACUGGAGAGGUUGAAUACUGUGAUGAAAACGGUGAUGUUGCGUAGGACCAAAGUUGAGCUGCUUGAGGCAGGACAGCUUGAUUGUCUGCCAAGCAAGGGAAUGACUGAGGUGCCACUGGUGCUGAACCCCGAAGAGGACAAAAUCUACCAGUACAUGCUGAAGAAGUCAAAGACCCUUAUGGCCAAGUUCAUCCUACAGAGGGCUGAAAGAAUGGUGGAGACUGGUGAGGACGUGUAUGCUGUCCGUAAGGCCAUGGAGCAGUUGGAGAAAGAUGGUUUUGACGUCAAGAAAGGAAUGCACAAGGGCGGUGGCAAUGUCAAGUCCUCACAUAUUCUUGUUCUGCUGCUCAGACUAAGACAGAUUUGUUGCCACACCUCUCUUGUCAGAGAUAAACUUGACACGGAAAUCAUGGAAGCGGAAGACAUUGACAUCAAAGACAAGAGCAUCGAUGACUUGGUCGAAGAAAUCAAUAAUAUGUCCAUCAUGGAGCCAGAGGAGAAGAAGUUGGACGAGAGCUUUUUGGACUAUGAAACUCCCAUGUACCAGGAAGACUUCCAGAGCAGCAAGAUUGCAGCUACAGUGAAACUUGUCCAAGAGAUUAAGGAGAGGAAGGAAAAGGUGGUGAUUGUUUCUCAGUGGAAAAGUUUCCUGAGCCUGGUCAAGGAUCACCUUAGACGGUCCGGUAUCAGGUCCACCCUCUUCACAGGUGACCUCAACACAGUCAAGAGACAAGAAAUCAUCACAGAGUUCAACGAGGAUGAUGGAAGAAUCAAGGUCCUUCUCCUGUCUCUGACUGCUGGAGGCACAGGUGUUAAUCUGAUUGGAGGCAACAACCUGGUGCUGAUCGACAUUCACUGGAACCCUCAGCUGGAGGCGCAGGCCAUGGACAGAAUUUACAGAGUGGGCCAGAGGAAGGAUGUUAACAUUUACAAGCUCAUCUGCCAGCAGUCCAUCGAGUCCUCCAUUCAAAUCAUGCAAGAAAAGAAGCUGGAACUGGCUGAUGGUGUGCUGAACAAGAAAAGGGCCACAAAGCUGGACAUCGAGGACCUCAGACAACUCUUCAUGCACGCCUAAAUGCACUGACUUCAUGUUACUUUAAAAUUAAAUCACAAAUUCGUGCCAGUUAGCCCUAGAAAAUUUCAAAAAUAUCAUUUUAAUGGAUACAUGUCUAAGAAUGCUGGGAAAAUCAUGUUGAACCAAUACUUUUAUUUUGUAAUUUUUGCUUACUUAAAAAAUACAAGAAAAAUUAAAAAAUAUUUUUAAAUACA